This is a messenger RNA of Polistes dominula (European paper wasp), 5717 nucleotides long. Its product is annotated as aminopeptidase N. The record is from RefSeq and is a predicted model, not a curated record. Gene Ontology annotation, cellular component: cytoplasm; membrane. Lineage: Eukaryota; Metazoa; Arthropoda; Insecta; Hymenoptera; Vespidae. Gene Ontology annotation, biological process: proteolysis; peptide catabolic process. Gene Ontology annotation, molecular function: metalloaminopeptidase activity; peptide binding; zinc ion binding.
UUGUAUAAACAAGAAAUUAGAAAACAAAAUGUUACGCGAAUAUCAAUAACACAAUAGUUGUUUAUAUUACUUUAUAUUUAAUUUCGAUUAUACAGUAUUUAAUAAUAAUCUUUGAUCACACACAAUAAGAACUCAUAGUAUACGAAACAAUACGUCAAACAAGAAGAUGGCAAAAAUCGUAACACUAGUUGCUUUACUUUUACUAUUGGCACGAAGUUUAAUGACGUUACCUUUGGAAGAUGAAAAUUCAGAGAAUGAUGAAAACAUUGAUCGGAAAAUAUCGGAAGAAUCAUAUCGUUUGAGUGGCAAUGCGGUACCGAUAAAUUACAAUAUCAAAUUAAUACCGUAUAUAGAAGAGAAUAAUUUCACUUUUGAUGGAGAAACGAUUACUUUACUUCAUUUGAAAAGUAUGACGAACACAUUGGAUUUUCAUUCUCUCGAAUUAACAUACGACGAGACUGGUGUUUAUUUAGAAAGCAUGGAUGGUGAAAAAUACGUGCCAAUUGAUUUUGUUUAUGUCAAUGAAACAGAAAUCAUGACAAUAAGUUUUGAAAAAGUUAUACCGAAAGGUAUGUACAGGUUUUACACCAAGUUCACGGGUAUUAUCAAUGACCAAUUGACAGGAUUUUACAGAAGUUCUUAUAUAAAUGACUACGGUGACAAAGUAUGGUUAGCAACAACACAAUUUCAACCUACUUAUGCUCGACAAGCAUUUCCAUGUUGGGACGAACCAUCCUUAAAAGCUACCUUUAACGUGUCCAUAAAACAUGAAACGAAUUACACAGCCCUUUCAAAUAUGCCGGUUGCCAUGAGAUCGAUAAUCGAUGAAAAUGAUGGAAAAAUAUGGACACAUUUUGAAAGAACUCCCAUAAUGUCAACGUACACCUUGGCUUUUGUUGUAUCAGAUUUUGUUAAUAUUUCUAACGCCGACGGUACAAUUACCAUUUGGGCAAGAAAUAACAUUCUUUCUUCGAUUACUUUCGCUUACGAAGUUGCCAUUAAAGCUUCUGUUCUUCUUGAAGAAUAUACGAACAGUUCGAUGCGAAUACCAAAAAUGGAUCACGUUGUUAUUCCAGAUUAUAAUCAUGGUGCUAUGGAAAACUGGGGUCUCAUAACAUAUCACGAGAUACUUCUUAUUUACAAUCCAAAUACAUCCACUGUUCACGAUAAAACUAUGACUGCUAUGAUCGUUGUUCACGAAUUGACGCAUCAAUGGUUCGGAAACGUUGUCAGUCCAACUUGGUGGAAUCACAUUUGGUUGAACGAAGGCUUCGCUUCGUUUUUUCAAUUUUAUAUAACUGACAAGAUAUUUCCGAAUUGGAGAUUCAUGGAAAUGUUACCAUUUCAUUUACCAUUAUUUAUUUAUUAUAAUGGCAAUUAUACUUGCGAAAAGCCAAUCAGUCGUAACGUAAGCAGUCCCAAAGAUAUUGAGGAUCUUUUCGAUAGAGAAUUAUACAUGAAAACACCAUCUUUAUUAAAUAUGUUACGCCAUAUCGUUACUGAAGAAGUUUUUCAUACGAGUCUUAUUAAUUAUCUAGAAAAAAAUAAAUACGGCAACGCAUUACCCGACGAUUUAUUUCAGGAAAUUCAAAAUGGUGUAGACAAUACUCCAGAAAUAUCACGAGGUGGUAUUUUUACAGUUAAAGAAGUAAUGGAAACUUGGAUAUAUCAAGGAAAUUAUCCUCUAGUGACAGUAGAGAGAAAUUACGUUACUGGCGAGGCAACGAUUACUCAAGAAAUUGCUCAAAAUUGUAUCGAUGACAAUAACACAGUAUCAAUUGAUAAAUGUGAUUUAAAUAUUUGCAAGGAUAAAUGGUGGAUACCAAUAAAUUAUGCGACAAAAACAAAUCAAAAUUUUUUGUCAACUCUACCAGUUUAUUGGUUGAGUCCUAACAACGAUAGCAUUAUUAUUAAUGGUAUUGAUAAAGAUGAUUGGAUAAUAAUUAACGUGCAACAAACUGGACAUUAUCAAGUUAAUUACGAUGAGGAUAAUUGGAUAAAGUUGACAAAGUAUUUAAAUUCACCUAAUUACAAAAAGAUACACGUUCUUAAUCGAGCACAAAUCAUUCAAGAUUCUUACAGCAUGCUUGUUAAAGAUAGAAUGAAUUUAACAAUAUUUUUAGAUUUGUUUAAUUAUUUAUCACGUGAAGUUGAUUAUAUCGUAUGGCGUUCAGUAUUUCAAAUAUUUGAUUAUAAGUUACAUAUUUUUCUAGAAAUCACAGAAGGUGAUAAGCUUAUUAAGCCGUAUCUUCUUAAUUUGACAAAUAAUUUCAUCAAUAGCGUUGGUUUUGAUUUUGAUCCUGAUGAUGAUUACACAACUCAAUUGACAAAGACAAAAGUUAGAGACUUGGCUUGUAAACUUAAUCAUCCCAAAUGCAUAAUGGCUGCCAAUACUAAAAUAAUCGAAUUUUUCGAAUUUUCUAAUAAAAAUCAAUAUCCAAAAGAUCUGCAAGAAUGGGCUUAUCUCUAUGGAUCAAAUAGUCUCAACGAAUCUAUGUGGAAUGAGAUAUGGGAUUUAAAGAAUAAUAAUGUAUCAGAGAUCGUUGAAUUUUUGAUGCAUGUUAAAAAUGAAACUGCCAUUGAAAAAUAUUUGAAUAUGACUAUAGCUGAAAAUUCAACAUUUACAAAAGAAAACUGCAAGGAAAUUUACGAAGCUUUAUAUUACGGUGGACUUGAAAAGAUAAAUGUGACUACAAAUUUCAUUUUUAAAAAUUGGGAUAUAAUUAAGUCACGUGAAAAUUUACGAUUGGGAUUGUCCAAAUAUAUGAUAGUCACAGCUACGAAUAAGAAUAAGUUAGAAGAGAUAAAAUUGCAUUUAAAAGAUCUCGAUGAAGAUGAAGAUAUUACGAUGCGCAUAAAGGAAAGAGAAAAAUCUUUAACGCAGUAUGAACAAAUGUUGAAUAUUUUUAAUGAAUGGCUUCAUACAAAAGAAUUAAUAAUUAAAAACGAUAACUUUAUUAUUAUCAUGUUAAGAAAGUUAUUAAACUUACUAUUCGUACUUGUUACCAUCGAAGCGUUUUCCUUUCAAUCGGCAAACCACAAAAAUGUUGGAAACGAAAGUGAUACGAUUGUUUAUCGAUUAUCGACAAACGUUGUACCGAUUCAUUACGAUUUACAAUUGGAAACUGAUAUCGUGAUGCCUGAUUCUAAUUGUACCGGUGUACUAGACAUUAAAAUCGAGGUUUGUGAACCAACGAAAUUAAUCGAAUUAAAUUGGAAUAAUAUUGAUAUAAAUGAAACGCAAAGUUAUUUAAAAAAUGACAACAACGGGGAAUCGUAUUCACCUAAGGAACAUCGUUACGAUUUACAUAGAGAAAUGUUAAUACUCGUUUUUGACAAUAUCAUCGAAUUAGCAACUUACAAUUUACAUUUGGAAUUUUCAAGUGUAUUUUCAACGAAUUUACGUGGUUUUUAUCGUAACUCAUACACCAACGAGAACGGUGAUAGAACGUGGCUUGCUGUAACUCACUUUCAACCAAUCAGCGCUCGUCGUACCUUUCCGUGUUGGGAUGAGCCAGCGUUUAAAGCAACAUUUAACAUUUCCUUAAAACACUGUGCCAAUUUUACGGCAUUGUCAAAUAUGCCAGCGUACGAAAGAUCGUUCACUGAUGAAAACGAGGAUGAAGUAUGGACUCGUUUUGAAAAGACACCGAUCAUGGCAACUAAUAUCUUGGCUUUUGUAAUCACCGAUUUCGAACAUAUUUCUUUACCAGAGAGAAACAUUACAAUUUGGGCUAGAAAAUCAGUCAUUCCUUUAUUACAAUUUUCUCUCGAAAUCAUUCCAAAAGUAGAAGACGAAUUGAAGAAAUACAUGGGGACUGGUGUAAUUGUACCAAAAAUUGAUCACGUUGCUGUACCUGAUUAUUCUAGCGGUGCUACGGAAAAUUGGGGCCUUAUCACAUACAAAGAAAAAUUAGUGGUUUACAACGAAAAUGAAACUACCAUGGAUGAAAUGGAUAGAAUCGUGAUGUUAAUUGCUCAUGAAAUGACACACCAAUGGUUUGGUAAUCUGGUUGGUCCAAGUUGGUGGGAAUACAUGUGGAUGAGCGAGGGUUUUGCUGCUUACUUUCAAUUUUACAUAACUGAUAAGCUAUUUCAUGAAAAACGAAUAAUGGAUAAAUUCAUCUUGGAUGUUAUGCAAAUUGCUUUCAAAAUGGAUAACUGUCAGGAUCAAUUUCCGAUGAAUAAAAUUGUUAAUAGCCCUUCAGAUAUUCCUACAAUUUAUUCUUUCAUUACUUAUCGUAAAGCUGCCAUCGUUUUACGAAUGUUGUCCCAUUGUAUCACCGAUGAAAUCUUUCGUGCCGGUCUUAUCAAAUAUAUUUAUGAAAAUAAAUAUAAGACCGUUACACCAGAUGAUUUAUGGCGAUCCUUGCAAGUUGUUCUGAACGAGUCAAAUGUGAAACACAAAGAUAUCGAUAUAAAAUCAAUGAUGGAUACUUGGACGAAACAAGAAGGACAUCCUAGGAUUAUCGUGGAUCGAGAUUACAAUAAUGGGACUAUACAAGUACGACAAUAUGGUGCUACGUUAAAGGAACAACAACUUAAUCAAGCGUGUAAUAAUAAAUGGUGGAUACCUUUGAACUUUGCUACCCAAGAUAAUCCUGAUUUUUCAUCGACUUUACCCACACAUUGGUUGAGUCCAUCGGAGAGUACGAAAACGAUAGAAGGUUUUCCUAAAGAUGGUUGGAUCAUCGUUAAUAUUCAACAAACUGGAUAUUAUCGCGUGCAUUAUGAUGAAGAAAAUUGGAAGAGAAUAGCACGUUAUUUAAAUUCCGAUGAUUACAAAAAUAUACACGUUUUAAAUCGUGUUCAAAUAAUCGACGAUGCUUUGAACAGUUUAAAAGAAGAAGAUAUAUCUGGUACUACAUUUGGAAUGAUAUUAAAUUAUAUAUCGCGAGAAACUGAUCCUUUAGUAUGGAAAUUUUUAUAUCGAUUAUAUUUAGGAUUUAAUUAUUUGAAAGAGUAUCAAAUUAAGGUUGUAAUGAAGCCUUAUAUAAGACAGCUUCUUAAUAAUAAAUUAAAAGAUAUGGACUAUGAAGAUAAUCUGGAAGAUGAUUCUUGGACUAAGAGAAUGAAACUGAUCAUCAAAGAAAUUGCUUGUAUGGUUGAUGUUCCUGAAUGUUUAGAAAAUGCAACAGCACAAUUAAUCGAUUAUCUUGAAAAUCCGGAAUCGAUAACGAUAUUACCAGAUUCGCAAGAUUGGGUAUUUUGUUACGGAUUACAAAAUGCAAACGAGACUGUAUGGAAUAUUGUUCUAAAUUAUUACAUUAUGAAACAGGACAAAAUAUUUUUAAAUUAUCUAUCGUGUUCGUACAAUCGAACAAUUCUAGAAAAUUACUUGAAUAUAACCUUAUCCGAAGAUUCUCCAAUUUCUAAAGAAGAUAUUGAUACUGUAUUAGAACAAAUGGUGCUUACAUCUCAAAUUAGCAUUGACGUACUCAUAGAUUUUAUUAAUCAAAAUUUGAAUCAACCAAUUUCAAAAAAUGAUAGAAUAGAUGAUAUUCUUAAUUUCAUUUUAUAUCGAAUAACUACGAGAGAACAACUAAAAAAGAUGAUAGACAUACUUUCAUCUAAAGAAAAACCAUUAAACCAAAUGAUACUUCAUUUUGAGGCGAUUCAAGAAGAAAUCGACAAAUAUAUGCCGCUACUUUUAGAUAUCGUCAAUGCUACUAUAAUCGAUUAAUGCAAAAAUAAUAAUGCAAAUUUAAUUAAUAAAU